AUGUUAGUACGGCUCAAUGCUUCGUGUACUCACCUUGAAUUGCACAGGCCUGUGGUUUGCAAGGGUCUCCGCAAGAACUCAUUCAGUAUUUGGCCUGGCCAGUUGCUAAAUUAUAUACUAUUUUUCAGGUCGUGCGCCGCCUCUUUUAACCAAGGGGAAAUUGAUGAGUCCUAUUUAAGGGGCACAAGAGGGAAAAACAAGUAUCUAGUCAAUCUCCUUCCGCAAAUUCCCACCGUCAUGUCCGAAGAUGUUCCAGAAGAGCUUUCGUCGGCCGUUUCGAGCCAGUCGUCCAUCAUCAAGCCCAGCAUCCUGGCCUCAGACACGCGGUUCUUCACUUUCAAGAUGUUUGGCGGAGCAGGCCAUAGUCCUGCGCCCAUCAAACUCGAGGACGUGAUUAUUGCUGGAUCAAACUUGGAGCUCCUAGCACACACCAACACAUGGGGACUGCUCCAGUUCAAAUUACGGCGGCAAUCGCUCAAGAGACUGCACGGACUAUAUGGGCUAUUACUUGAUCUGUGGAGCUGGGUCCAAUGGACGCUGCUGGUUAUGGAUGUCUACUUCUGGUGGAUUAUCUAUUCUUUAGGGGUUUUUCCCUCGUCAGGGGGCAAAUCGGUGGACCCUAGUACUGCCAUUUCUCAGAUGUCCAAUGAGCCCCCAUCACAAUCUAGAAUUAGGAGGAUAUUACAGUUACGUACCACGAUUGGCAACCACGCACUAGCGCACUCGCUGGCAGCAAGCAUACCAAAAAAUCAAUUGAUGGUUAGACAAGCACUGGCAGGCAAACGGGUCCCUAAACAUUUGAUGGUCAUCUACGAGUUGAAUCCCUUGGUUGUGCCUCCACCCAGAGAACUGCCCACUCCUUACUUGACAGCCGAAAAGAAGAUUGUGGUUCCCGAAAAGAAGGAGAUUUCCCAGGUGCUAUCUGAGAGAGCCGAGUGGGCAGCAGCCCACCACACGCACAAGGCCUCAGAGGUAAUGAGAGUGUGUGCGGAGUCUGCAAGGCUGGUCGCAUGGGCACUUUUCUCGGGAAUGAAGUCCGUCACGCUUUACGAAAGAAGCGGCAACCCUUGGAAAAACUUGGACAGACUGGGGUCAAUGAUCCAGACAGAGGUAUCAGCUCUGAGUGACGGCGAGUCUUUUGAGAAGACCUGGAUCAAGCUGUUAAGAGUGAACAACUCCGAGACCAUAACGAUAGAAAACAGUGAGAUACACCAUGAAUUGCCGGAUAGACCAUCGGACGAGGAUAGUGGACUUGCAAAGUUACAGCCGGCACCGGUGAGCUCGCAGCUGGAGUCGGCCCAGAUCUCAGAGACUUAUUCUGCAGGAGACGGGCUGACAGUUAAGUUGGUGAGUGAAGAAGAUGGCGAGCAAAGAGUGGUCAGGAUGGUCAGGAAUUUUGUGCAAUUUGACGGCGACGUCUCUGAUAUUGAGUCGUAUGUAGACAAAGAGCUGGCUGUGCUGGACUCCCCGGAACUGAUUAUCAAGUUUGCCAGAGAACGGGGGAUGCCGCAAUCUCUAAAUGGAGCGCCAAUCUACAAUUUCGAGAACCGUCCAUUGUUUGCAGUCACACGGGACCACACCAACUUCCCUUUCUUCAUACAAGCGGUCGAUCUAUACUCGCAAGCCGCAGCUAAAAAAAAUUGA
Messenger RNA from Ogataea angusta, 1644 nucleotides. RefSeq lists its product as uncharacterized. The transcript has a single exon. NCBI's taxonomy places the organism in Eukaryota, Fungi, Ascomycota, Pichiomycetes, Pichiales, Pichiaceae. The record is from RefSeq and is a predicted model, not a curated record. The coding region runs from base 1 to 1644 and encodes 547 amino acids. Gene Ontology annotation, molecular function: ditrans,polycis-polyprenyl diphosphate synthase [(2E,6E)-farnesyl diphosphate specific] activity. Gene Ontology annotation, cellular component: endoplasmic reticulum membrane; dehydrodolichyl diphosphate synthase complex.